This is a messenger RNA of Choloepus didactylus (southern two-toed sloth), 4198 nucleotides long. RefSeq names its product coagulation factor II thrombin receptor like 2 (gene F2RL2). Gene Ontology annotation, molecular function: thrombin-activated receptor activity. Gene Ontology annotation, cellular component: membrane. The transcript has 2 exons. The record is from RefSeq and is a predicted model, not a curated record. Gene Ontology annotation, biological process: phospholipase C-activating G protein-coupled receptor signaling pathway; thrombin-activated receptor signaling pathway; positive regulation of Rho protein signal transduction. NCBI's taxonomy places the organism in Eukaryota, Metazoa, Chordata, Mammalia, Pilosa, Megalonychidae. The coding region runs from base 230 to 1366 and encodes 378 amino acids.
CUGAGUCAUGCAUACCAAAACCAGUGGUUUCACAGCCUUUCCCUGCGAAGAACCAAGGCAUGUUUCCUGCCUGUAGAGCACAGGAGAACAUGCUUCUACUGAGAGAACAAGGUUUCCUUUUCCUGCUAACACAUGGAACUGAGGCAGAAUCGUGCUCUGUAACAUUUGAUAACAUUUGAGAACAUCAUACAUUGGAUUACAUUUGAGAAACGGGACUUGGGUCAUCAAAAUGAAAACUCUCAUCUUUGCAGCCGCUGGACUACUGCUUCUGUCGCCCACUUUUUGUCAAAGUGGCAUGGAAAAUGAUACAGACAACCAGGCAGAGCCAACCUUUCCGAUUAAGACCUUUCGCGGAGCUCCCUUAAAUUCUUUUGAAGAGUUCCCCCUUUCUGCAAUAGAAGGCUGGACAGGAGCCACUGCAACUGUAAAAAUUAAGUGUCCUGGAGAAAGUGUUUCAAAUCUCCAUGUGAACAAUGCUACCAUGGGGUACCUGAGCAGCUCCUUAAGCACCAGACUGAUACCUGCUGUCUACAGCCUGGUGUUUGCGGUUGGUGUGCCAGCCAACGCUGUAACCCUGUGGAUGCUCAUCUUCAGGACCAGAUCCAUCUGUAUGACGAUUUUCCACACCAACCUGGCCAUUGCGGAUUUUCUUUUUUGCAUCACAUUGCCCUUUAAGAUCGCUUACCAUCUCAGUGGGAACAACUGGGUGUUUGGGGAGGCCAUGUGCCGGGUCACCACAGUCAGCUUCUACGGCAACAUGUACUGCUCCAUUCUGUUCCUUGCCUGCAUCAGCAUUAGCCGCUACCUGGCCAUCAUCCAUCCUUUCACUUACCGGAGGCUGCCCAAGCGCACCUAUGCCUCGCUAACGUGUGGAUUGGUAUGGGCGACAGUUUUCUUAUAUAUGCUGCCAUUUUCCAUCCUGAAGCAGGAGUAUUAUCUUGUCUGGGUGGAUAUCACCACCUGCCAUGACGUCCACAACACAUGCGAGUCCUCAUCUCCCUUCCAACUCUACUACUUCAUCUCCUUGGUGUUCUUUGGAUUCUUAAUUCCAUUCGUGGUCAUUAUCCACUGCUACACAGCCAUCAUUCGGAAGCUAAACACAUAUGAUCAUAGAUGGUUGUGGUAUGUUAAAGUGAGCCUCCUCAUCCUUGGGAUUUUUACCAUUUGUUUUGCUCCAAGCAAUAUUAUACUCAUUAUUCACCACGCUAACUACUACUAUAAUAACACCGAUGGCUUAUAUUUCAUCUAUCUCAUAGCUUUGUGCCUGGGUAGCCUGAAUAGUUGCUUAGAUCCAUUUCUUUAUUGUCUCAUGUCAAAGAUCACAGAUCACUCCACUGGCUAUCUUACAGUGGUGAAAUCAUCUUAGAGGACAAAGAAAGCCAGAUGUGAAAAAUAAUUCUUGAAAGAACAUGCACAUAGUACAAGGAGCUCUAUGCUACACUUCCAUUUUUGAGUGCCUCAGGAAUAAUGCUUCAAAAUCAAUCAUCACAAUAAAAGAACUAAGAUUUUUAAAAAAUUAUUUUAUCAAUAUUUUAAAAAUAUCAACACAGGGAGAAGAUAUCACCACUUUCUUUAUGGCAACUUACACAUUUUCAUUUGUCUUGCAGGUCCCAUACCAGCCCAAAUUUAAGUUUGUAUAACUACUUAAAUUUCCAAGCACAAUUCUUCUACAUUUCUUCUCUGUCCUCUGUAUCCCUACAAUGUCAGUGGUAUUGCUAUCCUAGAAAACUGGCAUCAUUUUUGAAAUUUCUUCUGCCUUCAAUUAACUCUUGCUGGCACCUGCCUCAUAAGCUCAUUCCAUCCUUGUAAGGUAUCUCAGUCUGACCAGCACACUCUAAUUCUCUAUCCCAGACACAUCUUUGCCUUCUACCAUUCUCGCCACUGCCAGCCUACCCUCCACUUCACAGAUCAUUGCUAGAUUCAACUUCUUCAAAUACUGAUUUGAAUACAUCACUCAAAAUGCCAGCUCACAACCUUUACUGGCUCUCCACUGUCUCUAGAUUGUUAUAAAUCUUUAGCCUCACAUUCAGGGCUAACUCUCCACUCUUACUUCCCGGUAAACCUUGCACGCAAAGUAGGUAUUAGCCAAAAUUCCUUCUUUGCUGGGAACUUGACUUCUCCUCUCUUUGCCCCUGCCUCUGACUGGGAACUUCAUUUUACCAUCUUUGCCCUAAUGUUACCCAACUCUUGAAGGCCUCAACAGAUCAGUUUUUCCUGAUUCUCAGGCUACCAGAGAAACAUUUAGCUAGAAGUGUCAUUGCUCUAAUCUAAACCACUGAAGUAUUUUGUGUGAUUUUAUUAUAUCACUUAUAUGCAAAUAAUUCCAUACACAUUUAUUAUGGAGAAGGCGCUUGUCUUCUCCCUUCUUUGAGGUUCUGUCGCAAUCCCAGGUCUGAGACUUCUCAGUGUGGGGCCCCACUCCAUGCUUUACACAUCAUGCUGCUGAAUGAAUGAAUGAAUGAAUGAAUUAAAAUCCCAAACCAUCUGAACAGCAUGAAAUUCAUACUAAAAAGGCAAGGUACUCUGUAGGGCACAGGGCAGCAUUAUUUCUGGUUUGCCAUGUUAAAAAAAAAAAAAAAAUCUAAGGAAACUAACCUAAUAAGGUCAUUUAGAAAUUUACAAUAACCCCUUCACUGGUUUUGUUCCUUUACAUAGUUCUUAAUGGGGAAAUGGUACUUUGUUACAAAUGUCGAGCAUAUUCCUGUAGGUCAAGACUAUGUUUCCUUUAGCUUAGGGAUUGGACAGAGGUGGGAUAUUGGUAGUAAAGGGUAGGGUUAGAGAAUAUGAAUGGGGUUAAGGAAACCUUUAAGCAUGAAGGAUUGCUGAGAUGCAUUUACAAGGCUUUAGGAAUGUGCACUGGCCAUAUAUUUUGUAAUAUUAAAAGAAUAAAAACUCUAUUUAAAUGCAUAUUUUUGAAUGCACACAGUUUUCUUAGUUCUUGCAUGUCUGUUUCACUGGACAUAAGUAAAAAUUUGCACAUGAAGACCAUUUACAAUAUGUGUAUACUUAUGUGAAGAACAAAAAUCAGGUAAAUACCAAAGCAAACAAGAAAAAUAAAUCUAAAAUAAGUUUCAAGAUGACAAAAACUUCACUGGAAGGAAUUGGCUUCUGCAAAUAAAUUAUCAACUGUAAUAUAAAUUUUUUAACUAUGCAUGUCUAUAUAAGCAAUAUAUAAUAUUUUAUCUAUCUGGAAAAUUUAUAUAAAUGGUAUAUUGUAUGUAUCCUUCAACAAUUUCCUUUCAUCCACUCCACAUAAUACUGGAUAUUUUCAUGCUAAUUCAAGUCGUACUAGACCAUGCAUUUAAAAUGCUUCAUAUGAAUAUCUCCAAUAAAUUUCAUUUAUUUUUUGGCAGUGGAGUUGUUUACCAGUUUUUCACUAUUUCAAACAAGGCUAUGAAGAACACUUUUAUACCUGUGGAUAAGUUUCUCUAGGGUGACAUGUAGGAGAAUUUCUGUGCCUUAGAGAAUGGUAAUUGUCUCUUUUAUGAGACACUGGCAAAUUGUUCACUCUUUUUCCCAUCAACUACCACUUCAACCUGGAGCACCCUUUGUAGGAAUCACAAUUUUAACCAGGAAAAGAUACAGCAAUAGUCACUUAUAAAAAUGCAAUUUUUAUGGAGUAAAUAUACAAGCAGCAAAACAGAACUUUUUCUGGGGAAAUUAUUCUUAUGUUCCCCAAGUAUUGCCUUCAAUGUAAAAAUAGUUCACAAGAGAAGCCUCAAGUGAAUGGACAUAGAAAGUGUGCUGCCAAGUAUGUGCCAACAGCCCCAUCAUCCAAGAGACAAAGUUAAUUGUGCACUCAAGGACGGUGACAUUUUAAAUACUGUUAAAGAGGACCAAGUAUCCACACCACCUUACACCACUGUCCUCAGUCUCUGAUAAAACUGAGCAUCCGUUCUAUGGAGAUGCCACCACUGUGAGCUUUCACAGCUGUAUACUUUGGCACAAGGUUUACUUUCUAUUGGCAGUACCAGCAAUAUAUCUUCUUCCGUUAUUUUCUAAGGCCAAACCUUGGAAGGCAAGGCACAGAACUACCACCAUAAAAACACAACCUGAAAUUUCCAGAUAUCAAAAUAGCAAAGGUUAAGAAACAAAAACAAAGACCCUGCCAAACAAAUGACAGAAUUCAAUUUAUUCCAGGGAAGAAGAACAGGUUGAGAAAAGAAAGCUUUCUAAGUAGUGUGCCAAGAAAGAAAAC